Molecule: messenger RNA, 2127 nt
Organism: Momordica charantia (bitter melon)
Lineage: Eukaryota; Viridiplantae; Streptophyta; Magnoliopsida; Cucurbitales; Cucurbitaceae
Source: RefSeq, a predicted model, not a curated record
AUCCUUACUUAAAUACAGAUGCGGGAACGAUGUCCCCUUUCGAACACGGAGAGGUUUUUGUAUUAGAUGACGGUGGUGAGGUGGACCUGGAUCUCGGGAACUACGAGCGGUUCCUAGAUAUCAAGUUGACCCACGACAAUAAUAUUACUACAGGGAAGAUCUACCAGUCGGUUAUCGAUAAGGAAAGGAGAGGAGAUUAUCUUGGAAAAACUGUCCAGGUUGUUCCACAUAUUACGGAUGCAAUUCAAGAAUGGAUCGAGCGUGCUGCUUUGAUACCAGUGGAUGGAAAGGAUGGUCCAGCUGAUGUUUGUGUGAUUGAAUUGGGUGGAACUAUUGGAGACAUUGAAUCCAUGCCAUUUAUUGAGGCGCUUGGGCAAUUCUCCUAUCGUGUAGGUUCUGGUAACUUUUGCCUGAUUCAUGUCAGCCUUGUGCCUGUGUUGAAAGUUGUUGGAGAGCAGAAAACAAAACCAACUCAGCAUAGUGUUAGGGGACUACGAAGCCUAGGUUUGUCCCCACAUGUUUUGGCUUGUCGCAGCACAACGGCUCUUGAUGAAAAUGUGAAGAGGAAACUCUCUCAGUUUUGCCAUGUUCCGGUUGACAGUGUCAUCACUCUUUAUGACGUUCCCAACAUUUGGCACAUUCCUUUACUUUUGAAAGAUCAAAAAGCACAUGAAGCAAUCUUGAAAGUGCUGAAUCUUUACAGUAUAGCUUGUGACCCUGCUUUAGAGGAGUGGACUACUAGGGCUAAAAUAUGUGAUUCAUUGCAUGAACCGGUUCGCAUUGCAAUGGUUGGAAAGUAUACGGGCCUUUCAGAUUCCUACCUUUCGGUGCUAAAGUCUCUUAAGCAUGCCUCUCUCAGAUGUCUAAAGAAACUUGUUGUUGACUGGGUUCCAGCUGGAGAUCUUGAAGAUGCUACUGCUCAAGAGAACCCAUGUGCUCAUAAGGCUGCUUGGAAGCUGUUGAAGGGUGCAGAUGGUAUACUAGUUCCAGGUGGUUUUGGUGACAGAGGAGUGGAAGGGAAAAUCCUUGCAGCAAAGUAUGCCCGAGAAAACAAAGUUCCAUUUCUAGGCAUUUGCCUAGGAAUGCAAAUUGCUGUCAUUGAGUUUGCACGAUCUGUUCUUGGUCUGAAAGAUGCCAAUAGCACUGAAUUUGAUACCAACACGAAGAAUCCAUGUGUUAUAUUUAUGCCCGAGGUUUCUAAAACACAAAUGGGUGGAACCAUGCGCCUUGGAUCUAGGAGAACAUAUUUCCAGGUUAUGGAUUGCAAGUCUGCAAAACUGUAUGGGAAUAAAAGUUUCAUUGAUGAGAGACAUAGGCAUAGAUACGAGGUUAAUCCUGAUAUGGUGUCACGUCUUGAAUGUGCUGGACUCUCUUUCACUGGCAAGGAUGAAACACGUCAACGGAUGGAGAUUGUUGAGCUGGCUUGUCAUCCAUACUUCAUUGGUGUUCAGUUCCAUCCUGAAUUUAAAUCAAGACCAGGAAAACCUUCUGCAUUAUUCUUGGGACUCAUAGCUGCAGCAUGUGGCCAGUUAGAAUCUAUCGUUAAAAGCUCCGAGAGUCGGAAGAAAAUCACGAUUAAAGGCAGCGUUGAAGUCUCUGUGACGAAAUUCACCGGAAAUGGUACCACAAAAAUGACUGCGAAUGGGCUAUCUGAAGAUGUUUAUUUCAAGGACAAUGGAUUGCACUAUUGAAGGCAGGUGAAUUUCUUUGCAAACUCUUCCAGAAUGCUUUGCUGAUGUUAUGUGGUCAUUAUAACAGGAUUGCCUGUACAGUCAUCUGAGUUUGGAUAGGUAUAGGUCAAAGGUAUCUUUUUCAGGAAAGAGAGCUGUAUCCCAAUCUUUUAUAAUGGGUCAGCUUCUCAAAAAAAAAAUAUAGUCAAGUGAGGCGCUGUUUCAGGCUUGGUUUUUUUCCUUUGAUUCCCACCCGAUAAUACUAAUGAAAGCAAAGUCUAGUUUUGCGUUAGGACAUGUCUUGCCAGCUUUCUUUGUACCAUCGGAAUUUAGAAUGUAAUACGACCACAUGUUCAUGUGGUGGUUUAAGAACGUGUAAUUUGUAUUAUGGUAACUGUACGGUUUCCUGUCACGGUCAAACAUUGCAUUGCAAUUUAUUUUCACAAGGUUCUGCUUA